AUGGAGGAGUUGCACACCCAAUUGAGAGUGAAACGAUUUGUCGAAGGAGAAGCGACCAAAGGCGAAGCAAGGUAUGAAUUUUUUCAAUUAAGAUAUGAUGCUAGAGGUAGACGAGGGUUUACAACGUUGCAGAAAUGUGUUGUGGCCAUUCAUUUGAUGGCUAUGGGGGAGUCUCCCGACACCAUGGACGAUAGUAUGGGAAUGUCUGAAAGAACCGCAAGGGAGAGUAUGUAUACAUUGUCAAGGGAUGUUGCUGAAACAUUUGGAGACAUGUAUUUGCGGAAAACUUCGUUGCAUGAUUUUCAAGAAUUGUAUGCGGCGCAUAAAGAACGCCAUGAUCGAAUAUAUCCUCAGUAUUCUACAUUCGUGAAGUCAUUUCGCCACCAGGUUGAAGAACGAGACAAAGAUUUUAAGAGAAGACAAGAAGGACGUGCUUUUGUAGUGCUGAAGGCGAAGUGGCAUAUAGUUGAACAUGCAGCACGACCAUUGGAUUUAGAAACUCUACGAUAUAUCAUGUAUGCUUGUAUCAUAAUGCAUAACAUGGUAGUAGAAGAUAAAGGGCGAAAUAUAGCACACUAUAUCCCAACGGAGCUCAGACACGUUCAGUUUCAACCAGGAACAACAGAGUAUUUGCAUCAAGUUGUUGACAUUCAGGACGCAAAUAAACACAGAAAACUUCGAGAGGACUUGGCGGAUUAUAUCUUCUAUGUUUAA
Lactuca sativa (garden lettuce) is the source of this 714-nucleotide messenger RNA. RefSeq lists its product as uncharacterized. The record is from RefSeq and is a predicted model, not a curated record. Lineage: Eukaryota; Viridiplantae; Streptophyta; Magnoliopsida; Asterales; Asteraceae.